Molecule: messenger RNA, 129 nt
Organism: Ambispora leptoticha
Lineage: Eukaryota; Fungi; Glomeromycota; Glomeromycetes; Archaeosporales; Ambisporaceae
Source: the annotation of a GenBank genome assembly
UUAGCUCAACUGAACACUGUUGGUCUGGCUUCGAGUGAUUUAUCACGAGAAAGCAGGGCCGAUGAUCUGAGAGGGUGUGUUUAUCUAGCAAACCCCCCAACUGCUCUCACAUCUUCAAUAUCUCUUAAG